AUGGUUAGGCCCAUUUAUCGACCAAAGUGGCUAAUUAAGCAUGCUGCAUGCACAUUUGAUAUACAUAAGGAUCUGAUUGGUAAAGGAAAUUUUUGCCAAGUCUAUAGAGGGAUGUAUGAAAGAGAAGCAAAUGACAUAGUACAAGUAGCUAUUAAGAUUUGUCAUGGCGCUUCCGUUGAAACAGUGACCGAAGAGUCCAAACAGGCGCGAGAGUCGAUGAUACACGAAGCACAUCUUAUGAGUUUCUAUGUCCACAAGAAUGUCAUACAGGUAUGGCCUUGCACCCCAAAAUAGAA
This is a messenger RNA of Cylicostephanus goldi, 296 nucleotides long. NCBI's taxonomy places the organism in Eukaryota, Metazoa, Nematoda, Chromadorea, Rhabditida, Strongylidae. The record is from the annotation of a GenBank genome assembly.